Mizuhopecten yessoensis (Yesso scallop) is the source of this 682-nucleotide messenger RNA. RefSeq lists its product as uncharacterized. NCBI's taxonomy places the organism in Eukaryota, Metazoa, Mollusca, Bivalvia, Pectinida, Pectinidae. Bases 17 to 682 code for a protein of 221 amino acids. The transcript has 2 exons. The record is from RefSeq and is a predicted model, not a curated record.
GACUGGAUUAUCCGUGAUGGUCAGUCCCUCUCCUACAGCCGAGGUCGUGUCCGGUCAGACCCUCAGUAUCACGUGUCAGUGGUCAGCUGACUACACAGGUCUAAAUGCUGUUGUUAACUAUAGACUAAAUGAUGGUGGAGGUAGAAUAGGCAAUGUGUUAAUAAAUUUUGGGACAUCAUGUCCAUCAACACCACCCUACACAUUUACCUGUAACAGAGACACGAGGACACUGGGGAUACAGAUUCCCGCCGACAGUUACAGUCACGGGGACAGAUGGACGUGUGAGGGGAGAAAUGACAACUCCGACAGUACAACACCACCACAGACAGACACGACCACAGUGGACGUUAUAGUUGGUCCUGGUACUGUUACCCUGUCCCCACCGGACACUACCUACACCAGGACUGAGGGGGACACAUUACCGGACAUCACCUGUACAGCUGACUGUAGUCCAGGCUGUUCCUUUGUCUGGACAAAACCUGACAACACCAACUUCACUGUCUCAGCUGUGUUGUCACUGGGACAACUGGACAAGUCAGAACACGGGACGUACAGAUGUACUGCUAGGAAUGUUGUCGGGGAGUCAACUACAACUGUAACUGUGUCUGUGAUGUGUAAGUUAUAUACACUGUUAGGCUUGUUUAAGUCAAUGAAAAUGCUAAGAAGUAUUUUAUUCAAAUAA